AUGGUCUUUGCUAUUAAUGAGAUCAAUGAGAACCCAGAACUUCUGCCAAACAUCACACUGGGCUUCCGUAUAUACGACUCCUGCUUUAGUGAGAUGCAGGCUGUUGAUGGAGCGCUACAGCUUCUGUCUGGGACUGAAAAGGCAAUUCCAAACUAUAUUUGCCAGACAGAAUCCAAGAUGGUGGGAUUAAUAGGAGAUCUUCAGUCUUCCAAUUCAGUUGCAGUCGCAAGAAUUUUGGGACUGUAUCAUUUUCCUCAGAUAAGCUAUGGGUCAGCAUUGGCCUAUCUAAGUGAUAAAAUCAGUUAUCCUUCUUUUCUGCGCACUGUUAUAAAUGAUAAGAUACAUGCUUUUUAUUUCAAUAUGCUGAUGAUCCAUUUUAACUGGACCUGGAUAGGAAUUCUGGCUGCUGAUAAUGAUUUUGACCUCUAUGACAGUGAGUUCUUGCGCAGAGACAUUGAGGCAGCUGGGAUUUGUGUGGCCUUUUUCAUGCGGAUAUCUGCCCAACACACCAGAGAUCAGACACUCUCCAUUCUCCAAGUCAUCAAAAGAUCAUCAGCCACAGUUGUGGUACUUUAUUGCUCUUUGCCGGAACUGAUCCCCUUUAUGAAAGUAGCAACUGAAGAAAAUAUAACUGGAAAGGUCUGGUUUGCCAGUGGCAGUGCUAUCACUUCUCCUAUAUUUUCCUAUAAAGAGUACUGGAGAACACUAAAUGGUACUAUUGGGCAAAAACUACCUUUAACAAUAAUCCCUGGAUUUGGAGAAUUUCUUUAUAGCAUUCACCCAUCUUUGUAUCCAAAUGAUAUUUUCAUGAAAUCAUUUUGGGAAGCAAGUUUUGGUUGUUUGUGGCACAAUGAAACACCAGUCAAUGGAACCACCUAUUGCACAGGGCAGGAAAAUCUUAAAACUCUAGAACACCAAGGAUAUAAUGAAGCAGCCUCUGUGUUUGCCAUCCUUGUCUAUAAUGCAGUUUAUACACUGGCCCACGGGAUCCACAAUAUGAUUUCCUGCAGACCUCAAUCCCCAUGUCUAACCAUAAGCAGACUGGACCCAUGGAAGAUUUUGCAGUAUGUAAAGCAAGUGAGGGUAAGAAACACAGCUGGCCAAGAGUUGUUCUUUGAUGAGAACGGGGACGUGAAUUCUUACCAUGAGUAUGUGAAUUGGCAAGCCCUUCCCAAUGGUGAAACCCAAUAUGUCAAUUUUGCAACAUUAAAAGAAUUUCCAGAGAGUCAUAUUGUUCUCAGUAACAACACAAUAUUCUGGAGUGGAGGUUACACAGAGGCACCAGAAUCCAUAUGCAGUGAGAGCUGCCCCCCAGGAUACAGAAAGGCCCCACAGAAGGGACAGCCUGCCUGCUGCUUCGACUGUAUCUUGUGCUCAGAAGAUGAGUUCAGCAAUCAAACCGAUUCCACAAGCUGUAUGAAAUGCCCUGAAGACAUGUGGGCAAAUGACAAACACAAUGGCUGCUGGAUGAAGAGCUUGGAAUUUCUGUCAUUCAGAGAAACCUUAGGGGGCACAUUAACUACUAUUUCUGUUCUAGGAUCUCUCUUUCCUCUCAGCAUCCUGGCAGUUUUUAUAAAAAAUGCAGAAACACCAGUUGUGAAAGCAAAUAACCGGAAUCUCAGUUACAUUCUCCUCCUUUCCCUGUGUUUCUGCUAUCUCUGUGCUUUAAUGUUCAUUGGCCGUCCCAUUACUAUAAACUGUAUUCUCAGGCAAUUUAUAUUUGGGAUCAGUUUUGUGAUGUGCAUUUCAUGUGUGUUGGGAAAGACAAUGAUGGUGGUGAUCGCCUUCAACCUCACCCAGCCAAGGAGCAGCAGGAGAAUGUGGUUGAAUUCUCGAGUAACGAACACCCUGGUGCUUGUGUGCACAGCUAUACAAGUGAUUAUAUGUGCUGGGUGGCUUGCACACUCUCCCCCUUUUCAAUACACUGACAAUAAAUCUAAGAUGGGCACCAUUAUUGUGGAAUGUAACAAGGGAUCACCAAUUGCUUAUUCAUGCACAAUGGGAUAUAUGGGGGUUUUAGCUUCUUUGUGUUUUGCCAUAGCUUAUUUGUCAAGAAAGUUGCCGGGCAGUUUCAAUGAGGCCAAACUGAUCACCUUUAGUAUGCUGAUAUUUGGAGCUGUUUGGAUCUCCUUCAUCCCAGCCUACCUCAGCACCACAGGGAAGUACAUGGUGGCAGUGGAGAUAUUUGCCAUGUUAUCUUCAAGCAGUGGAUUAGUAACAUGUAUAUUUUUACCCAAGGUUUAUGUUAUUAUUCUAAAACCAGAGAUGAAUAAAAAGGACAGAAAAAUGACUAGGAACAGUUACAUACACACUGAAAUAACCCAUUAA
Messenger RNA from Xenopus tropicalis (tropical clawed frog), 2328 nucleotides. RefSeq names its product extracellular calcium-sensing receptor. The coding region runs from base 1 to 2328 and encodes 775 amino acids. Lineage: Eukaryota; Metazoa; Chordata; Amphibia; Anura; Pipidae. The record is from RefSeq and is a predicted model, not a curated record. Gene Ontology annotation, molecular function: G protein-coupled receptor activity. The transcript has 5 exons. Gene Ontology annotation, biological process: G protein-coupled receptor signaling pathway. Gene Ontology annotation, cellular component: plasma membrane; membrane.